Messenger RNA from Ficedula albicollis (Collared flycatcher), 1021 nucleotides. RefSeq names its product MOB kinase activator 3C (gene MOB3C). Gene Ontology annotation, biological process: positive regulation of protein phosphorylation; signal transduction. The record is from RefSeq and is a predicted model, not a curated record. Gene Ontology annotation, cellular component: cytoplasm; nucleus. NCBI's taxonomy places the organism in Eukaryota, Metazoa, Chordata, Aves, Passeriformes, Muscicapidae. Bases 55 to 705 code for a protein of 216 amino acids. Gene Ontology annotation, molecular function: protein kinase activator activity. The transcript has 3 exons.
UGGGUUUCACGCUGCUCUGAGCCCCUGCCCUCACGCUGGCCGGCCCUGCCCGCCAUGGCCCUGUGUCUCAAGCAAGUCUUCAACAAAGACAAGACGUUCCGUCCCCGGAAGAAGUUUGAGCCGGGCACGCAGCGCUUCGAGCUGUACAAGAAAGCCCAGGCCUCGCUCAAGUCGGGCCUGGACCUGAGGGCAGUGGUGCAGCUGCCUCCGGGCGAGAGCAUCAACGACUGGAUCGCCGUGCACGUGGUGGACUUCUUCAACCGCAUCAACCUCAUCUACGGCACCAUGUCGGAGUACUGCACCGAGAGGAGCUGCCCCAUCAUGUCUGGGGGGCUCAAGUACGAGUACAGGUGGCAGGACGACAGCAAGUACAAGAAGCCCACCAAGCUGUCGGCCCCGCAGUACAUGUGCAUGCUGAUGGACUGGAUCGAGAUGCUCAUCAACAACGAGGACAUCUUCCCCACCAGGAUAGGUGUUCCCUUCCCCAAGCAGUUCCAGCAAGUUUGCACCAAGAUCCUCACCCGCCUCUUCCGUGUCUUUGUCCACGUCUACAUCCACCACUUUGACAGCAUCAUCAACAUGGGUGCUGAGGCUCACGUCAACACCUGCUACAAGCACUUUUACUAUUUCAUCAGGGAGUUCAGCCUCAUUGACCACCGGGAGCUGGAGCCUUUGAAAGAAAUGACAGAACGGAUUUGCCACUGAAGUCUUCUGGCAGACAAACUCAGCUGGCUCACUCAGAGUCCAGUGGGACAAGACACCCUGUGGUGGAAGACCUGCUCCCUUGGACUUGCUCUGGGCAUUCCAGCUCCUAUGAACACUGCAGAAAAUCCUCUUCAGGCCAGGGCUGAAUCCUAAGUUUUCCAAAAACCUCUGGACAGAUUUUUCUUCUUUUAAUAGAACCUAAUCUCUGUUGUAUGGUUCCUGUUUUAGAAAGCCACUGACUUACUGGAGAAUGAGGCAAGUCUGGUUUACUUCUAAAAGGUUUACUUUUGCACACUCUGAUUUCUAAGACUCAAUC